AUGUCCAGAGGCUGUCUGCUAGAAGUCAUUGUUGGAGAGAGCACUGUGUGCGGCUGGCCGUGGGCUGGUCCCACGCGGGCUGGUCCCACGCGCCGCUCCUCUGGGACACAUGGGGCCCGGGCCGUGGCUGCUCCGGGGGCCGAGUGCUAUGGGGCUGAGCUGGGACUGGACGCAGCCAUGUCCUCCCUGUCGGCGCUCUGGCGACCGGUCGGGCCCUCGGGCCUCGGCUCCUCGGUGUACUGCUUCACCAGAGGACAGUACCUCUGGGCGUGGCUGGUCCUUUCUGUGCUCCUGCCUAGCUUCCUGGUCCAGGGCCUGAGCUAUCUGUGGUUCCAGGCAGACGGGCACCAAGAUCAUUGCUUGUUGCUCAUGCUACACCCCCCCCCCCAGCUGGGCGUGUGGAACAAGCAGCCUCCUUUCACCUCUGGAGGCAGCAUCUCGCUGGUCAUUUACUACAGCCUGCAGCCCCCCAGCUCCACAGACAGGUGGCAGGGCUGGUGUGGUAGGGCCACGUCUGUCUGGGAGUCGUGUGCCAUCGCAAGAGGAGGUAACGCAGGCAAGGAAGCCCCUCCCCCCUCGGCUCCAGCUGGGGAGAAGCUGGGGAGCCUAGGCACUCACCAGGGGGAAUGUCACGAGUUCACCCGCCAGGGGAAGGCCCCUAGCCCACUGUGGGGACCCCCCGACGCUGGGCUAGAAAGCCGGACUGCUCUGGAGGAUUCUUUCCUCAGUCACCAUCACUGGCUGUUGGUGUGACUUGCCCUAAAGACAGGAAAUGUGUCUAAGAUCAACGCAGCCUUUGGAGAAGACAGUCCUGGCCACUUUCAUCUCCUGGUGGCGGGGGUGAACCAGCCCUAACCCCAGUAAAAGACACCCCUGUUUUCCCAGCCAGAGCUCCCACUGUUACCCCAGGACCCGUCCUCAGAGAAAGGCUCUGAGUUUCAGGGUGUCCUGACCUCAGAAGCAGACAUGUUGGAAACCUCCAGUUUCGUCUCCUUUGCCAACGACAGUCGGGACCCAGCUCCUGCCCAGAAGCAGUCCACAGGACAGAGGGAGCACAACCUGGAGGAAGGGGCUGGGGCUCUUUCUCCAGGGCGGAGCAGGAAUGCGGGUGGGCGGAGAGGAGGGGAAGGACCAGAGGGCUACACACUGGACUUCAGUGCCACGGUCGAGGGGGGCCGGGCAGGCAGGCAAUUCCGCCGACAUCCUGCUCCCCUUGGCUGGCCACGUCCCUUCCCUGCUGCCAUGGCUGACAUCAGCCUGAUCCUAGGCCUGGGACCUUCCAGAAGCUUCUGCCCCAUCGUGGGCUGCGUUGGCAGAGCCCUGAGCAGCUCAGAGCAUGGGGAGCAGCAGGAGCCCACACGGGACCGGAACCUUCCUGCCACUGCUCCCUGGGCAGAGCGCAGCAUCCCCCGCCUCCGCCGCCCGGGCCUGCGGCUGGCCGCCGGGCCCCCUGCGCAGGCGCGCUCGCCCUCCCGCGCACGCAGGGCCGCGCGGGCUCAGCAGGUGGCGCUGUUGCCUCUCCAGCGGCGCGCGGAGCCCGCGUCCUCCCUGGUCCUCCCGCCAGCAUCCCUCGAAGUGUAA
Molecule: messenger RNA, 1581 nt
Organism: Lontra canadensis (Northern American river otter)
Lineage: Eukaryota; Metazoa; Chordata; Mammalia; Carnivora; Mustelidae
Gene: XKR5
Product: XK related 5
Cellular component (GO): membrane
Source: RefSeq, a predicted model, not a curated record